Photinus pyralis (common eastern firefly) is the source of this 1716-nucleotide messenger RNA. RefSeq names its product leucine-rich repeat protein 1-like. The record is from RefSeq and is a predicted model, not a curated record. The transcript has a single exon. Bases 107 to 1363 code for a protein of 418 amino acids. Lineage: Eukaryota; Metazoa; Arthropoda; Insecta; Coleoptera; Lampyridae. Gene Ontology annotation, molecular function: protein binding.
UAUAUUAUAUAAAUGGCGCCAAAAUUAACAACAAUAUCAGCUGUUGAGGUUGAGAUGAUUGCAUAUUUUCAUUCUGAUGUGAGCGCGUUACGUUACUGCCCCAAAGAUGAAAUUAUCAUGCAGCGUUUUGACCGUCAACCGCAUUUGUACUGCAGCUAGUCAGGCCAAAAAGAAAUAUGUAAUUUCAACUUUAGCUUUAUGCAAAAAUCCCAAGUCUUCAGACUACUGUGUUUUGCUGUUCUCCUCGCAGAAUAAAAAUGGAGACAAAUACGAACUUAAAAAUAUCAGUAAGGUGUUAACACGAUUUAUAAACGAAGGAAAGGCAACGAUCCAAUUUAAAGCACCUCCGCAUGAUUUAUGCAUUCAAGCUGAUGUGAUACUGUUAAAAAGCUUCCUUCAUCUUCUCAAGCGUGCUCUCGAAAAUAAACUAACCGACAAAGAACACUUGUGUUCCACUAUGUCUGUGACACAAUCUGCAAUAAAACCACCUGUUAAAAAAUUAGUGAUAUUAAAUCGCUCCGAUUAUCCGACCAAAGGAUUCCCAAGGACACUGGAAAUUUUACACAUCAAUGACAUAGGACGAUGCUCUCUGGACCGUGGCAUACUGCAAUUAACCAAACUACGAUUACUAGAUCUAAGUCACAAUUGUAUCGAAUACUUGCCAACCGAAAUGAACAACUUGCCCAAUCUUAACGAAUUAAAUCUUUCUCAUAACGAAUUUGGUAAAAGUUCCUUGAGACAAUGGUCAUGGAUUGGCGGAAACUUAUGCAAAACUUUGAAAUUAUUAAACAUUAGCGAUAAUAAUCUAAGCAUAUUACCUGAUCAACUUGUAAAGCUACACUCGUUAAUAUCUCUACAUGUUGAGAACAAUCAAAUUAAAACUCUUCCAUCCGGCAUUGGCAGUUUACGACAUUUGAAAUUCUUUACAGCAUCGAAUAACCAGAUUUCUGUGCUACCGGGAAGUACGCGGACGUGGACCUUACAAACCCUAGAUUUAUCCCACAACAGAUUUGAUACAAAUCAACAGGGUAAUCCGGCAGCAAUUUACCCAAAACCACUACCUGUGCGUACGCUUAAGGAUUAUGCGGCACGUCGUGUUCUACACUUACGGUUGGCAUACUCGCCAGAUACUGUGCCGAGAACUGUAGUGGAUUACUUAGACUAUGCCAGGUAUUGCGUGUGUGGCCAGGCAUGCUUCGAUAUUUACAUCCGACAAUCUCAAAUGUUGUUGCUAGCUUCUGUGGCACAAACUUUCUGUAUAUCAUCAGGUAUGGUUUACAUUCCGGUUGACUGCUAUUUCUGUACACUCAAGUGUUUUGGGUCUACACAUUAUAAUCGUGCGCGACAGCCGAUUAUUAGAUAGGACGCAUUUGACUUGAGCUAAUUAUGUAAUUAGUUGCUACACAUGAUUACAGUUUAAGACAUUUCAUGUACAUGGUCUGACUAUACAUAUAUUAUAUAUGUGAUUGCGGGUGCUCUAUUUACUAAGAUGUAUUUCUAUAAUGUUAAAAGUUUGCAAUUUUACUCUACUAUACAGGGUGUUAAAUUUUGAUGUUAUUGUUAGAUGUGCAUAAUUUAGCAUGGUCUUGUAUCUUAAAUUUUUAAACUUCCUACACGUCUACUUUCAACUUUUAAUGUGCAGUCGCAUUUCAAUUUACUGUUUUGGAUUUUGAACUGUAGUAUAAAUCACGUUAAUUAAAGUUGUCUUGUUUAUAA